CCACAUUAUCUGUAUGCUGAUUGGUUUGAGUUCCCCUGAAUGUCACAAUCUCACCACCCAGCAAUGAGGUAUUUUACUGCUUGCUGUCUGGAGAUCAAAUUAUUACUGUAGAGAAGAUCUUUAUUUUUUCUGUUUCAUUAACAGAUUAUUAUAAAGCAAUAAGUAUACAGGAAGAGAAGCAGACGUUUUACAUUGGAAAUUAAUGAAAGAAUGUCUUCUAGGGUUUUUUCCCUCUCCAGGUGGGUAUUGUUCAAGAUCUUAUACCACCCCCACAAACUCACUCUUCGGAAAUGGUAAAAUAAGGAAAUGCAUGAUUCCAGAGACAUCCCUAAGCACCUAGGUGCCUUGUAGUAUCAUCGGACCUUUUGGACGGGUGUAAGUUUUAAGAAUUUUUGUUAUAUUCCUAACAGUUUUUUUUUCUUCCCUAAUAACAAAGAGGAGGAAAAGGAAACUGACAUAACACAACUGAUUUGACAUUUCCAGUCAUACUUGCAAGAAGGCAAAAGAAAAGCUAUUUAGCGGGAUGGAACACGAGGAAAAGCCAUUAAAAAUGUAAAGCCCAAUUCGUUUGUUAUUUUUGUGAAGGCAGAACAGAUGUGAAUAAUUCUGCAGCUGUCCUCUGAACUUAGCUUCUUCCUACUUUAUGCAUAUUUGCAUGAAUUCCAGAAUAGUAGAUGACAAAGACAGGGAGGGCUGCCCUAACCUGCUUUUCCCUUCUUCCCCAUUGACAAAUUUUUUUCUUGACUGCGCUUUUCUUUCUUUUUUUCCCCCUUCCACUUUCUUUUUCUCCACCGUGUUCCAAUUAACAUGCAAAUUCAAAGGUCAGUCGAGAAAAAUCAUUAAAAAAAUUAAUCUUAAAAAAAAAAAAAGAAAGAAAGAAAGAACGCUUCCAAUGCUUUGGACCGCCCUAAAAAAGAGAAAGGAAGAAAAUACUGGCGGAAGGCGAGCGUUCCGGGAAGUUGUGGGAAUUGCAGCCUUUCUCGGUGGGGCUUCGCCAGUGCACUGCCCUACGGGCCGCGGCGGGCCUGCCUGAGGUCUUGCAAGAGCCCCGGGGAGCUUGCACUCCAGCUGCGGGGAGGGAAAAGUUCAGAAGUGCCACAAGAGACAAAAGCCUAAUUUUACCAGUUGGACUGGACAGGACACGCAAUAGACCCCUAUCAGUUCUGGAAACGAAUUCGGGGUUCCUGUUGGCUCCACGGUGGCAACGACAGCUCCCGCCGCCGCCCUCGCCGCCGCCGCCCUCGUAGCCGCCGCGGCCCCUGCGUUACUGAGGGAGACGGUGCCGCUGCGACAGGGGAGGACGCGGCUGGAGCUCAAGGAGGCUCCAGCGCGCAGGCGCCGCCAGCCCUGCCUGGAUGCUCCGUCAAGGCACUAAGGCAGAAAAAAAAAAAAAAUCAGCAAUUUAUAGAAAGAAGAAGCUAUAGUCUGUCGGGAUAUCCAACACCAACAGGGGUGGUGGAUUUCAGGUUUCGUAAUGUUGUAUGAUGAGAUCGGUAUUUACCCGGAGAUGUGCCGGUGGGGAAAUUAAAAUCAUCGGACACAGUUUUCCUGAUCUUCUAUCAGCAUAUUCUGGCAAAUAUUCUGAUGGCAAAUCAAAUGGAAGAAAAGAGGAAGCAUGACUACAGAUGGGAUCAGUUCUCUUUGUGGAUUACAUUUUCAGUAAAAUGUAUGGAUCUAUCUUUUCCUUGUUCUUAUAUCUAGAUCAUGAGACUUGACUGAGGCUGUAUCUUUAUUUUCCAUCCAUCUAUGGCGAACUAUAGCCAUGCAGCUGACAACAUUUUGCAAAAUCUCUCUCCUCUAACAGCCUUUCUGAAACUGACUUCCUUGGGUUUCAUAAUAGGAGUCAGUGUGGUGGGCAACCUUCUGAUCUCCAUUUUGCUAGUGAAAGAUAAGACCUUGCAUAGAGCACCUUACUACUUCCUGUUGGAUCUUUGCUGUUCAGAUAUCCUCAGAUCUGCAAUUUGCUUCCCAUUUGUAUUCAACUCUGUCAAAAAUGGCUCCACCUGGACUUAUGGGACUCUGACUUGCAAAGUGAUUGCCUUUCUGGGGGUUUUGUCCUGUUUCCACACUGCUUUCAUGCUCUUCUGCAUCAGUGUCACCAGAUACUUAGCUAUCGCCCAUCAUCGCUUCUAUACAAAGAGGCUGACCUUUUGGACGUGUCUGGCUGUGAUCUGCAUGGUGUGGACUCUGUCUGUGGCCAUGGCAUUCCCCCCAGUUUUAGAUGUGGGCACUUACUCAUUCAUUAGAGAGGAAGAUCAAUGCACCUUCCAACACCGCUCCUUCAGAGCUAAUGAUUCCUUAGGAUUUAUGCUGCUCCUUGCUCUCAUCCUCCUAGCCACACAGCUUGUCUACCUCAAGCUGAUAUUUUUUGUCCAUGAUCGAAGGAAAAUGAAGCCAGUCCAGUUUGUAGCAGCAGUCAGCCAGAACUGGACUUUUCAUGGCCCGGGAGCCAGUGGCCAGGCAGCUGCCAAUUGGCUAGCAGGAUUUGGAAGGGGUCCCACACCACCCACCUUGUUGGGCAUCAGGCAAAAUGCAAACACCACAGGCAGAAGAAGGCUGUUGGUUUUAGAUGAGUUCAAAAUGGAGAAAAGAAUCAGCAGGAUGUUCUAUAUAAUGACUUUUCUCUUCCUAACCUUGUGGGGUCCCUACUUGGUGGCCUGUUAUUGCAGAGUCUUUGCAAGAGGGCCUGUAGUACCAGGGGGAUUUCUAACAGCCGCUGUAUGGAUGAGUUUUGCCCAAGCAGGAAUCAAUCCUUUUGUCUGCAUUUUCUCCAACAGGGAGCUGAGGCGCUGUUUCAGCACAACCCUUCUUUACUGCAGAAAAUCCAGGUUACCAAGGGAACCUUACUGUGUUAUAUGAAGGAGCAUCUGUAAAUCUUUAGCCUUGUGAAACACUAACCUUCUCUGCUAAGCAAUUGUGGCCUGUAGCCAUAACUUGAGAAGAAAAUCAAGAAUGGGAUCAACGGUUAUAGGGAUUUGGGCAACAUUCUGCAGUCUUUGCAAUAGUUCACCUAUAAUCCUAUUUUAAAUCUCAGAGUGAUCCUGCUGACUGCCAGUGAAGGUUUGUAAUUAUGAAAGAACUGAACCACUGUCCUCAGUUUCUUUAUGUGGUUGAAAACUAGAUAAUGAAAGUAGCAGGUGCUAAGUUUCAGUGCUAAAUGCUGUGUAUACCACUACAUAUGAAAAAAACAAACAUCAAAAACACAAUUAGCAUUGGACAUCUUAAUAAAUUAAGUUGACAUGAAGUAAAUAUGUUGAUAAAAACUAAUUUUAGAGGUUUGAAGACUUUAAAACAUUUCAUACUAUUAUUGUUUUGCAAAGACUAAAAUACUUGGGGACUUAAAGUACUGUAAUCACUAAAGAUGUGCCAUGAAUUAUUGGAUUAUCACGCCUUGUAAGUUUGGGGAGCAUUCCAAAGCAGUAUAUUGGUUCCAACUAGAAUUUACUUUUUUUUUGUAUCAGUACAUUACUAUUUCUAAAUACCAAUUUCCUUAUCUACUAGUGAAAUUGCUAGCAUUGAGCUGUAUUAUGUGGUUUUUGUUGAUUUCUUAUAUAAAGUUUUUCCAAUUCCUUUCUAUUUUAUGAAUGCUAGAUACUGGUCUGGGAGGCAACAUUGAUGGUAACAACCUGUCACAAAUUGAACAGUUCUAAUAAUGCAGAAUAAACACAUGUUGCCUUAAAAGGUUAUCUAGUAUCUCAUCUUAUUUAGCAUUGAAGCAAAUAAACAAGGGAAAUAAAAUCAGUCACUGGUCAUGGUCAUGCAUCUGGAAGUGCAUGGGCGAUCAUUUAAUACUCCUUUUUUUCCUCACGUGGUUUGAAAAUUAAGGUACACAUCACUGAGAUAAUGAGAUUUUUCUUCAGAGGUGUGCUACCCAGUAAGUGUGUUCAAAGAAACAGGCAGUUGAUGUAUGUUCAUAUUUUAAGCCAGCUGUUAAAGGGGAGACCACAGCCUUAGUAUGACAUCCUGCACAAUCUGUGAAGCAUUUACUCUAUGAAGGCACAGUCUUGUUUAUACUUUCUGCACAUCCGGUGUAUUGGUCAUUUAAAUUAUUUCAGUUUUAACUUGUGAUAACUUAUACUAUGAUUUCUGGUAUUUUAGAAAUACAUUAGAGUCUGUGAGUCUCAUUCUUUAAGAUACAGAUGUGUGAAUUUCAAUAUAAAGUUGCAUUUGCCAAAAUUCA
Molecule: messenger RNA, 4180 nt
Organism: Erinaceus europaeus (western European hedgehog)
Lineage: Eukaryota; Metazoa; Chordata; Mammalia; Eulipotyphla; Erinaceidae
Gene: GPR85
Product: G protein-coupled receptor 85
Exons: 3
Coding region: 1747-2859 (370 amino acids)
Biological process (GO): G protein-coupled receptor signaling pathway
Cellular component (GO): plasma membrane
Molecular function (GO): G protein-coupled receptor activity
Source: RefSeq, a predicted model, not a curated record